GGGCCGGGCCGGGCGCGGAAGUGGCUGUAUCGGCGGCGGGAGCGAGGAGGCAGGGCGCGUCCAGGGCUCCACUCGACCCAGGAGGAUGGCGGGGCGGCUCCCGGCCUGCGUGGUGGACUGCGGCACCGGGUAUACGAAACUUGGAUAUGCUGGUAACACAGAACCACAGUUCAUCAUUCCCUCAUGUAUUGCUAUCAAGGAAUCAGCAAAAGUUGUCGAUCAAGCACAAAGGAGGGUUAUGAAAGGUGUGGAUGACCUAGACUUCUUUAUUGGGGAUGAAGCAAUAGAAAAACCAACGUAUGCAACAAAGUGGCCCAUACGUCAUGGUAUAGUUGAAGACUGGGACUUGAUGGAAAGGUUUAUGGAGCAAGUUAUCUUUAAAUAUCUAAGGGCAGAACCUGAAGAUCAUUAUUUUCUUCUGACUGAACCUCCACUAAAUACACCAGAAAACAGGGAAUAUACUGCUGAAAUCAUGUUUGAGUCCUUUAAUGUUCCAGGGCUGUACAUUGCUGUUCAGGCUGUCCUUGCCUUAGCUGCAUCUUGGACGUCAAGACAAGUAGGAGAACGGACGCUGACUGGCACGGUUAUAGACAGUGGAGAUGGUGUCACUCAUGUUAUUCCUGUAGCUGAAGGCUAUGUUAUUGGCAGCUGUAUCAAACAUAUUCCAAUAGCAGGACGAGAUAUAACAUACUUCAUUCAACAACUGCUGAGAGAGAGAGAAGUAGGAAUUCCUCCUGAACAAUCUUUGGAAACGGCUAAAGCAGUGAAGGAGCGCUUUAGUUAUGUCUGCCCUGAUUUAGUAAAAGAAUUUAACAAGUAUGACACGGAUGGUACAAAGUGGAUUAAACAGUAUACUGGAAUAAAUGCAAUCUCAAAGAAAGAGUUCACCAUUGAUGUUGGCUAUGAGAGAUUCCUGGGACCGGAGAUCUUCUUUCAUCCCGAGUUUGCUAAUCCUGACUUCACACAACCCAUCUCAGAUGUAGUAGAUGAAGUUAUUCAGAAUUGUCCCAUUGAUGUUAGACGUCCUCUGUAUAAGAAUAUUGUCCUCUCUGGAGGCUCAACCAUGUUCAGGGACUUUGGUCGCCGUUUACAACGAGACUUGAAAAGAACUGUUGAUGCCAGGCUGAAACUCAGCGAGGAGCUCAGUGGUGGCAGACUGAAGCCCAAACCUAUUGAUGUACAAGUCAUAACACACCAUAUGCAAAGAUACGCAGUUUGGUUUGGAGGAUCAAUGCUGGCUUCCACACCUGAGUUCUACCAAGUAUGCCACACCAAAAAAGAUUAUGAAGAGAUUGGUCCUAGCAUCUGUCGUCACAACCCAGUGUUUGGAGUCAUGUCUUAAAGCUGACCUCAGAGGGGUCAGGGAUAUGGGAGGCGGGGGAAAAAGAGAGAGUUUCUGAUUACUUGUUUGUCUGGAUGAAUGGUAUUAAGAAGAUUAUCAUAACUUGACAAUAAGAAAAAAAAAAAAGACCAAACACAAUAAACAGGAAUAUUUUAAUAAGUGUCUCAACAUGCGGCUGUAGUGGAAAGCCAAAAUGAUUAAGUUUUUUUCUUUAGAUUGAAUAUUUGAACCUGUGCGUAACAAACAAAGAAGUGGGUUUUAGUUCUUUCUGUGCCCUAAUAUUUUGUAUAUUAAUGAAUUAUCCAAGAUUUGAUGGAAUUUGACGGUGUGUAGAUAGUCGGCUCUCUCUAAUGCUUCAGUUGUACCCUGACCUGGGUACAAUGCAAGAGCUUGUUUAUAUUUCAUACUUUUUUAUACUUUGAGGAAAAAAUAUCAAUUAAAGGAAAAAAAUGUAAUAUUUGAGGAAAAAUACCAAUGACCAACUUUAAGGUAAAUUAAAAAAUAUGUCCACAUGAAAGUUUACUCAUGUGACUCUAGUUACUACAAAUUAUGACCAAUCUGAAUUCUGGGUUCCAUACAAUGCAACUUUGCAAGUGCUUUUGGAACUAAGAAGCUAGUAUCUUGGAUUAACCAAUGCCUGCUAGUGCUUUCUGAUUACUCGGUGCAUUUUCAUUCUAUUUCUUGCUUUAAAAAAAAAAAAAAAAGUAAAGACCAGACUGUUGGACCAGUAUUGCAGUUCUGUAGUGUCAUUUCUAAUUAAAACCAAAUAAUCAGAUUAUCAAAAUUGGUGUAUUUAAAAUCUAACACCAUUCCAAUAAAGGCACAACAUUUCUUUUUA
This is a messenger RNA of Alligator mississippiensis (American alligator), 2180 nucleotides long. RefSeq names its product actin related protein 3 (gene ACTR3). NCBI's taxonomy places the organism in Eukaryota, Metazoa, Chordata, Crocodylia, Alligatoridae. Bases 86 to 1342 code for a protein of 418 amino acids. The transcript has 12 exons. Gene Ontology annotation, molecular function: actin filament binding. Gene Ontology annotation, biological process: Arp2/3 complex-mediated actin nucleation. The record is from RefSeq and is a predicted model, not a curated record. Gene Ontology annotation, cellular component: actin cortical patch; Arp2/3 protein complex.